Messenger RNA from Blumeria graminis f. sp. triticale, 240 nucleotides. The record is from the annotation of a GenBank genome assembly. NCBI's taxonomy places the organism in Eukaryota, Fungi, Ascomycota, Leotiomycetes, Helotiales, Erysiphaceae.
AUGUCACGGCAGGAGGAGCAGGAGGAGCACGAGGAUGAGGGGGCGUCUGAGCCGCUUGCUACGAUAAACCAAGCACUAAAUGGCCGUAAUCGCCUGCUCAGCUUCAAGGAGCAUGAGCCAGAUGCCAACUCCAUGGAGCUCACGUUACUCAUGCGCAUGGAAAGAAGCCUUCAGCAGCAGGCAGAGCUUAAUAGAAGUCAAGGGACAUUAAAUAGCUGGUUUAAAUACUGUGUGAGGUAG